Molecule: messenger RNA, 3561 nt
Organism: Seminavis robusta
Lineage: Eukaryota; Bacillariophyta; Bacillariophyceae; Naviculales; Naviculaceae
Source: the annotation of a GenBank genome assembly
CACGAGUUUGAUGGAAGAGUGCGUUGAAGCAUUAUGGGAAUGCGAUUGUAGCGAGCACCUCGUCACUCCAAUUUUUUAUUUUUGGGGAAGACAAAGAGUGAGAAGAAGCUACCACCCUUUUGCAUACCACCACCAUGCCCGGUUAUCGUCAGUAUACUAAUAAUAAUGGAGACUGCCAUAAUAAUGGUAGCAGCACGGGGAGAAGUACCCGCCGUGGGUUUACGAAUUUGUCCGAGUUGACCAUGUCCUUUGUGUCUUCGUGGGCCGUGGCGAGAAAGCAUCCCCAUCCUCGAACUCCCACCGCGGAUGCUACCCCCAAGGGGACGUGGGAUUGGCAGUAUUCCUAUUGUACCGUGGUGGCAGCAUCGGUCUUUGUCUAUUGGCUGUUUGUGUCUUUGAUCCCCGUCUACAACAAAUUCUUUUUCCAAAAGAGUUUAUACCCUUAUCCCAUUGCCACGGCGGGAAUUCAACUGGGAGUGGUGGCCAUUCUAUUGGGAAUUCUCAAUACACUCCAGCACUGCUACAGACAGCACAUUGCCCGAACAUCCCGUAUUCCUUCUACUUCUACUUCCACUAAUCAUGAAGCUGGAGAUGGCAAUCCCAUGAACCUUCGAACGUAUUAUCAAUCCAUUCCAGAACAACCAUCCACCGUGGGUAUCUCGGUGGACUCUUCGACCACAACUACUUCUGAUACUACCAUUAAUAAUGAAGAUUCCUGGAUUGGAGGACCUCAUUUACUAUGGAAACUGAAAUGGGUGACUCCCAUUGGGUUUCUCUUUGGCCUCAAAUACGGCGUUACCAAUUUGGGAUUGCAUCUCGUGGCAGCACCCACCCAUUUAUUACUGCAGGCGACCGAUUUGGUGUGGACCGUGCUGAGUGCCUGGCUGAUUAAUCGAGAACGGCUCAACGCUGUGGAAGUGGGAUGUUUGCUCGGAUGCAUUGCCGGCAGUGCCGUUCUCAGUUGGCAUCAAUUGCACAACAAUAAUAGUUAUCACGAAAAUGAACUCAAAGAUGGCAAUCACGACGAGUCACUGACAUCGCAUCCGGGAUGGUUUGCCAUUAUCAUCAAUCUACUAUCCCCCAUGUUGUUGGGACUCUGUAUUGCCACACUUCGGUUGGCGUGUUGCGAACUCAUGAGACCCGAUAAUCGCGUACGAGGAACUGUAUCGGCGGUGGAAUUGACCACGCUCAAACUCGUUAUUUCCGCCUCGGUCGCAUUGUUGUUGGCGUGUGUCUUGGAAGGAGGUGAUAUGGAUGCUAAUGCGGACCAAACAACCCAACUUUAUCAUCAUGCACCACGAGUGUCGUGGUCGGAUGCCUUUGGAGAAUUGCCUCUCUCGACCAAACUCGGUGUCAUGGGAGGAGCUAUUCUCAUUGCCGUUUUUCAAGUCAAUUGUACCGCAUUGACCUAUUUGACAUCGGCCGUGUCGGUGGGGUUGGUGGGACAAGUCAAGAUUAUUCCCCAAUGGAUUGUCGCCACGAUUUUUGCCAUGACCACGUCCAAGUUCACAUUGCAACGAGACAAUUUAAUUGGAGCCUUUCUCAUCAUGGCCAGCGCCGCCGCGUUUGCCGGAUCCAAAUUUUGGGUCGUUGGUGGAUCCGACAAUGACAAGGAUGAUCCGAGUGCGUCCGCAAGUACCGCCAGUACGGACGACGACCUGGAUCCCGAGACACCCCGCAUUGCCGCCAAACACCCACAAGUCACCACCGAGUCGACCCGUUUGCUGUCCGCCCGAGCAGCAGCAGCCACACCAAGAGCAAUCUUAAUCGACUUGUCCCGCACAAAAAAUAAUGACCCACAUCACCAACCCUGGAUGGAUGCAGCCGAAUAGCCAUUUUGGUUUGCUGGCUGGGGGUGGCGACGGCCGAAAGGGCUCGAGUACAGUAAGUAUGGAAGUGGCCUGGAGAUGGUAACGCCGAAAGGGUUGUGGUGUUGGGGGUUCGCGUGAAAGAAUGCAUGGACGCCUACGUAGCGGCUGCAGGGGGGCUUUGCCAGAAGCAAGUGAGAUUGCCAGGGGCCAAUACCAGUAGAGGAUAGGGGCGGCCAUUGGAUUCCUUACUUGCUCAAAAAGUACCGGUAGCUUUCAACAAACACAGUGCUCGGUUUCAUUUCUUUUUAUCUGCUAUAGCUAGUAGCCAAGUUCAAAGCACAAAACUGGCGGCAACAAAGGGAGGAGGAGGAUGUAACAAAGGUUCACGCUUCACAGCUAGACCAAAGAGGAAAAACAGUCUCAAGCGGAAACCCAUCUGACAGACUUCUAAUAGAAAGUAAGAACAUCGACGGCACUCUGAAAAAAGAUUGAGGAUCCCAUCCCACCAAUCUUCAAAUGUGAUAGAAUCAUUCAAAAAGGUGCCCCACAACUCCAUCGUUCUUGAAGUAGCGCACAUACGAAGGACUGACACGCUCAUUCACUAUCUCCACAAGCCUUGGCACAAGAGGUUUCAGAGUUUUCAGAGCAAUUUCACUCUGCAGGUAGUGAUGAAGGAUAUCAUGCUCGAUCAACAGCUCUUGCUGUUUAGCUGUCAUGGAUUUUGGCAAAAAUGUUCCCAGACUCUUCAUGAGUGAAUCUCGGCAUUUCUCAUUCCCUUUGACAAGAAGAACCAUUCGCCUCAGAGAAUCUUCACUGAAAGUGUUGGGCGAUUUGGUUAGGAGCAUGUGCAACAGUUCAAAACAGUUUUCCUGCGAAUGAAUCAAUCCAUACUGCACACUUGUCUCCAGUGCCUCUACUACAUGUAUUGCAGCUGCCACAUCUUCAGUUUGCUCGGCAGCCAAUGGUUCCAAAACAUUGGAAAUAACUCUGUCACAUUCCUCCAAUCCUGCUCUGCUGCAGAGCUCAUCAAACCAUGAAAGGGCAAUUAGAAGCUUGUCUUUUGUAAUCUUCACUGUUGAAAGUGGAGCCAUCAAGGAUACAAUCCAUUCCCAUUCUUUGGGAUCACGGUGAGGGAACUCAAAGUGCUUGGUGGCAGACUCCUUCAUGCCAAUGUCAAGGGCCGUGUCGAAAUACUGGCUCCAACAGCGGAGACUUGGACCAUACUCCUUGAACACCACACCACCAACCACAAUGGUCACAUCAGGUUCGGCCUUGUUCCUAAUGCACGUUUGUUUUGGUUCUGGUGGUGGAGGGGUAAUCUUCUUGCCUCGGACUGUGUAUCGUUUAAGUGACAUAUCUUUGACGUUUGCAACGAGAUGCAGUACUGGUAGGAACGGGAUCAACUGCAAAUUUAUGAAGCCAGGAAAGGGAGUGAUCUUUCAACACAGCGUGGAUGCCGCAAUAUUUAAGAUGCUGUAAAGGUAAGGUGGUCGAAAUCCGUGUGCCAUUGUAUCAUUCCCACGGUGAGAUGCAUUGAUUGGCAGCUACACAUCCACAUGGAGUAUGAAAGGGGGCGUUAACACGAUGGUAUCAGUGCACAUACUCCGUCGCAGGCGGCUAGCGGUGCCUGCUCAGCGUGGAAGCAGCUGAGGAGUGGCACUGUACCGGCACACCAUUACUGGACCUCUGUGGAAACGUCAUUGGUGGAAAAGUACUUAGGAGACGAUGCACCGAGGCUUAGGAGACGAUC